Heteronotia binoei (common prickly gecko) is the source of this 3713-nucleotide messenger RNA. RefSeq names its product 3-hydroxy-3-methylglutaryl-CoA synthase 1 (gene HMGCS1). The coding region runs from base 22 to 1728 and encodes 568 amino acids. Gene Ontology annotation, cellular component: cytosol. The record is from RefSeq and is a predicted model, not a curated record. Gene Ontology annotation, molecular function: hydroxymethylglutaryl-CoA synthase activity. The transcript is spliced from 11 exons. NCBI's taxonomy places the organism in Eukaryota, Metazoa, Chordata, Lepidosauria, Squamata, Gekkonidae. Gene Ontology annotation, biological process: acetyl-CoA metabolic process.
GAGUCGGCAGGGCCGGCGCGCAUGUUCUGUCGUGUGCUCCCCUUCAAAGGUGACAGCGGCAAAGUGGCCGAAGGAGUGAUACGCGCAUGCUCUCGGGCGUCCCGGUGUCUGACGGAGACUCCGGACCCAGGGAUGGGAUUCCGCCCUGUCUACACCACCAUGCCUGGCUCUCUUCCUGUGAAUGCUGAAGCUUGCUGGCCAAAAGAUGUGGGAAUAGUGGCUUUGGAGAUCUAUUUCCCUUCCCAGUAUGUUGACCAGGCAGAGCUGGAGAAAUUUGACGGCGUAGAUGCAGGGAAAUACACCAUUGGCUUGGGCCAGUCAAAGAUGGGGUUCUGCUCUGAUAGAGAGGACAUCAACUCACUCUGCCUCACUGUGGUGCAGAAGCUUAUGGAGAAGAACAGUCUUUCUUACAACUGCAUUGGGAGGCUCGAAGUUGGAACAGAGACGAUCAUUGACAAAUCCAAAUCUGUAAAGACUGUCCUGAUGCAGCUGUUUGAAGAAUCUGGCAACACAGAUGUAGAAGGUAUAGACACAACCAAUGCGUGCUAUGGAGGCACGGCUGCACUCUUCAAUGCUGUUAACUGGGUGGAAUCGAGUUCUUGGGAUGGACGUUAUGCACUUGUCGUUGCUGGAGAUAUAGCUGUGUACGCAACUGGAAAUGCAAGGCCAACUGGAGGAGCUGGUGCUGUUGCAAUGCUUGUGGGUCCAAAUGCCCCUCUGAUUUUUGAAAGAGGACUGCGUGGGACACACAUGCAACAUGCCUAUGACUUCUAUAAGCCUGAUAUGGUGUCUGAGUAUCCUGUUGUUGAUGGGAAACUGUCCAUACAAUGCUACCUCAGUGCAUUGGAUCGCUGCUAUGCUGUCUAUCGCAAGAAGAUCCGUACUCAAUUGCAAAAAGAGGGAAUUGACAAAGAGUUCAGCUUGAAUGAUUUUGGCUUCAUAGUCUUUCACUCUCCAUACUGCAAGCUUGUACAGAAAUCUGUAGCUCGUCUGUUGCUGAAUGAUUUCCUUAGUGAUCAGACACCGAUGAAAGAAAAUGGGAUCUACAGUGGCCUGGAAGCUUUUAGGGAUGUGAAACUGGAAGACACCUACUUUGACCGGGAUGUGGAGAAAGCUUUUAUGAAGGCCAGUGCUGAGAUUUUCAACCAGAAAACCAAAGCUUCUUUACUCGUCUCCAAUCAGAAUGGGAAUAUGUACACGCCUUCAGUCUAUGGUUGCCUGGCUUCUCUCUUAGCUCAGUACUCUCUUCAGCAACUGGCAGGGCAAAGGAUUGGCAUCUUCUCUUAUGGCUCUGGGUUCGCUGCUACCCUGUAUUCUCUCAAAGUUACCCAAGAUGCAACCCCUGGUUCUUCCUUGGAUAAAAUAACUGCAAGCCUGUCUGAUCUGAAAGCAAGACUUGACUCAAGGAAGUGUAUCGCACCAGAAGUGUUUGCAGAAAACAUGAUGCUCCGGCAGGAGACUCAUCACCUAGCCAACUAUACUCCGCAAUGUUCUGUGGAUGAUCUCUGUGAGGGAACAUGGUACUUGGUACAAGUGGAUGAAAAACACAGAAGAACAUACGCUCGCCGCCCCUUUCUGGGUGAUGGGCCAUUGGAAGCAGGAGUUGAAGUUGUUCAUCUGGGCCUUGCUCAUGAGCAUAUCCCAAGCCCUGCCAAGAAGGUGCCAAGGAUUCCUGGGAAAACAGACUCUGAAGUCGUUGCUGUUUCCCUUUCUAAUGGGGAGCAUUAAGAUACCUCUGUGAGGUGGGAGUUGGAAAACAAAAGAUUAAGGAGGGGUGGGGAGCGUACAAGGGAUUAACUGUUUUUACUCAUAUUCUGCUGUACAGUACUGCUUAGUUGGAGCAUGAAAAAAAAAUUAAUCUUGAGGCUCUGUUCUUAAUGAUGCAGUUUGCUGACACAUACUGUUUCAUAACACUAAAAAAAAUUAGCAAGGUUCUUAGAAAAAAAAUGACCAACGGCUGUUUCUGAGGAGGAUUGGUUUUAAGAAAUAUGGGUCAGGAAUAGGUACUUUUAAUUUUGGCUCAGGAAAAAGAAAAAACGCACCAGUUGUGCUUCUCCUGUCUCGUUUUUAAUAAAUCUCUGCAAAUUUUGUAAAAUACACCUCCAAGGAGGAACCAAGACUUUUAAAAAGCCAUUGCUGAGGAAAAAUUAAUGUGACCUAAAGCCAUUUGUGAGACUUUUUAUGAAAUCUUAAAUGUUAGGGGCGUGUGUGCCUUAACAGCAUAAGCACCCAGUCUCUUAAAUGCAAGCGUUGUUCCGCUCUCUCCAAACAGCCCGUGGUUUUGAAGAGGAGAGGGUGCAACUGGCUUGUUUUUCAAGGUGCUGUUAAUUGGAGAAACCUUUCCCAAUUGCCAUUAUUGGCACAACCCUUACCAGAAAGCUGCGACGUAACUGAUUUUUUAAAAUUUGGUUUCCAACUGUGUGCCCUCAUCCUAGAAACUCCCUUAUCUUCUGCACCAUAUUUAUUUGCUGUGCUGGCAAAGCAAAAGAAUACACACACACACCCCUGGAGCAAACAGUUCCUUUUCCCCAAGAACUGCUCAUGGCAGGAUAUUGAAACAGCGAUGCUCUCUUGCCUCUUAGGAGGAACUGGCAAGUUGGCAAACUCUGAACUUCUUCACAUGUAAUCUUUUAUAAAGGUUACUCAAGAGCUUGCUUUGUAAACUUGACUUUCAGAUAGUACAAAAAGUUUGUCAAAACUCACAGCCCAAGAACAGUUCUUGUUUGUCUUGGAACUUAUUGCUCCUUUAGCCUGUCCUAUGUAUGUGGUUGGAUCCUAUUACAAUAGCUGUGGUUCUGAACUUCUGUACAUAGCUUCAUGUUUCAAACUCCCUAUUUAAAACUUCUUAGGCCUCUGCAGGAGCACCGGGAGACGGCAUUCCCUUGUGACCUCUACAACUUGCGACCCUUCAAACUGAAGGCAGCCCACCAGUUAUGUAUAUAGUGAGGGACUUGAUGAACCUCAGUUAGCUACAUGCAAUGCAAAAAGAGGCCUUUGUAGAGCCCUUGCUAGGGCUGCCUUUAGCAGUGUGAUCUCAUAAGGUGAUCAGAAGUUGCGUAGAACCUUGUUUUCUACAGUGAUUCUCUUGUUGGACUUUGAGUUCUGUCAGAGGAAGUGCUUGGUCAUUGGAAUUUGAAUAUCAUUCAAGGAACAAGUGUGGUACACAGAAGCUCCCUGGGGUUGACCAGCAAGCAAGUUGGGGUCAGCAUGGAUGAACACUGGACCUAAAGGAGAGGGAAACUCCUGGCUUGUAAAAUACAUUGCAUUUAAGCUUACUCCAUUUUCUCCAGUUUUUAUUUUGCUGCGAAAUUCAUCCAAAAGAGCUUUGGCUAAAAAAAAAAGGCUUACAGAGUUAGUACAUCUCGUGCUACGUUACAAGAGGCAGGGUUUGGGUGUAAUGUAGUGUCUUGGUUGUUUCUUUUUUUAAAAGCCUGUCACUGACUAAAAUGGUAUACUGGACAUCUGUACAGCGUGUUUAGAUGAAAUGUUUUGACUUAACAUGACUUGAUGAAAGCGGUCUGAAGUGCUGUGGCUAAAGCAUGGCAAGGGUACAAGCUGGGGCGGGGCGGGGUUGCUCUCACGUCACCUGACGUGAUUUGAGUCCAUUGCAGGCAAUGGACAAGGCCAAGAACCACAGCACAAAAAUUAAUCUUUAUAAACCUCACAAAACUAUGAGGCAGACGCCUUGUAAAAUAAACUUUGAGCUAUUUGAA